Messenger RNA from Lactuca saligna, 597 nucleotides. Lineage: Eukaryota; Viridiplantae; Streptophyta; Magnoliopsida; Asterales; Asteraceae. The record is from the annotation of a GenBank genome assembly.
AUGUGGAGUAUAAGGCUCUUAGACAAACCGUUCAACACAAAGGUGGCUUAUGAUGGCCACCCAACAUUAUUUACCAUCAAUCUAUACCAUGGAGGUGAGUUGACUAAGUUUCCUCAUGUUCAGUACAUUGAUAGAAGUGUGAACUAUGUUGACAUGGUGGAUAUAUACGAGUUUUCAGUUCAUGAGUUGGAUGCUAUCAUGAAAGGGUUCAGGGAUGGUGUUCCUCCUAUGAUUUCCUAUCACUUCCUUGUGCCUAGUGGAGACUUUCAUUUUGGUCUUAAACCCUUGGGCAAUGAUGAUGAUUUAGGAACUUUUUCUCAAUAUGUGCGUGAUCACAAAAUCAUGAGGGUAUAUAUUGAACAUGGUGAGACAAAGUUACUUACCUACCUUAUGAAUCCUAAACAUGUUAGGAAGGUAAAUAUUGUAGAAAUGGAUGAAAUAGAUGAAAAUGAUGAUAAUGAAAACCAUACAACUAAGGUACAAGAUUUACCAAGCCCACCUAAAUCAUCCCCUGUUGAGGCACAAUCAUUACAUGUUGAGGUUCAUGAUAGAAAAAAAGAGCUUAUUGCUAAUCACUUUAUUGAGGCAGCUACAUAA